This is a messenger RNA of Magallana angulata, 2649 nucleotides long. RefSeq lists its product as uncharacterized. Gene Ontology annotation, biological process: protein polyubiquitination; negative regulation of translation; proteasome-mediated ubiquitin-dependent protein catabolic process. The transcript is spliced from 3 exons. Lineage: Eukaryota; Metazoa; Mollusca; Bivalvia; Ostreida; Ostreidae. Bases 39 to 2186 code for a protein of 715 amino acids. The record is from RefSeq and is a predicted model, not a curated record. Gene Ontology annotation, molecular function: translation repressor activity; ubiquitin protein ligase activity.
UACUGAGGAAUCUCAUUGACUAUGUGCGUAACGAUUUCAUGAACAAUGUGUUUUGUUACUUUGAUUUCAAACACCGGUGUUUGAAACAGUUGAUGCACAUAAAUGAACAUAUAUUAGGCAUACAGAAAUUUGAACAUAGACAUGAGAGGUCAGCAAUUAAUCCGGUAAAGUUCCUAACAAAAAAAGCUCGCUUCCCAAAGAAUCGUUAUCUUAAACAACACAUUAAUCAGCUAUCGAUGAUUGAGUCAAUCAACAAGAAGGACGUAACGAAUCUACUGAAUGAAAUAAAAAUCACAGAAAGAAGAGUGCGAGAAGUAAAAAAUGAGAGUUUGCUGAAACUGAUGCCUGGCCCUGAGCUCCAUCAAUUUCUCACACUGCCAGGUGUAGAUAGUUGUUAUCAUAUCUCCCGAGUGACAUCAGACCAUGUAUGGAUCAGUGAUGAAGGACAGAAUCUUAUAUUGACAAACACAGACGGUGAAAAUCUUCAUCACAUUGAUGAUGUGUUUGACGGUUAUUUUUUUGGUAAUAAAGUACACACGGUAAGCAAAGACGGUGAAUUAAUUUACAUAGAUAAAAAUGGUAACCUUAAAAAACUGUCAAAUGAUCUAAAAACAACAACAACACUUAUUAAUUCAAACUUGAAUUCGCGAUGUGUGUAUUGUUCCUUGAUCACUGGGGACCUACUGGUUGGAGUCUAUUACUCUGAAAGUAGAACAGGCCUUGUAAUUCGUUAUAACCACGCCGGACAACUUAAACAAAUAAUACAAAACGACACAUAUUUAAAGCCACACUCUGUAACAGAAAACAACAACGGAGAUGUUAUCGUUUCUCUGUGUGACUGUGGUUAUAAUUGGACUUGGGAUGGUAUUGUAGUGGUGACAGAUAAUGAAGGGGAUCAUCGUUUUACAUACCAAGGGAAUGGAUAUGGAAUCUUUCCACGAGGAAUCUGUACUGACGCGUUGUCACACAUCCUAGUGUGUGAUGGAUUAAACUUAACAGUACACAUUUUAGAUAAGGACGGUCAAUUCCUGUCUUACCUAUUUAUAAGACCCUCGGGAAUAUUCUCACCACUAAGUCUGAGUUAUGAUGUCAAAACCCAUCGUCUCUGGGUCGGAUCAGAGAACAACAACACGGUGUGUGUCUACAGGUUUAUAACACGCCAGACUUUGCUGACCGAUCAUCCACAGAUUAAUAAUGCGAAAGACUUGCAAAGUGACAUUCAACCCACUAAAAUAGAAAGACAGGAAGUGGAGGAGUGUCAGCUGAAACUGUCUUCUUAUUCUAAAGAGCUUCAUUCUUUUACGGUGACGGGUCUCCAGAAUUGUGUCCACAUUUCCUGUGUUACAUCAGGUAGGGCCUGGGUAAGCAGUUAUAACCACAGUCUCAUCCUGACAAACACAACAGGUGUCACAUUACAUCAUGUGCAAGACCUUUGCUGUCCCUCGGAUUUUCAUGAUUUAUAUCUUGAUUUUUUUCAUGCUGGUGUACACACUGUAAAUAGUAAAGGUGAACUGAUUUAUAUUAGUAAGGAUUAUAAUAUCAAAAAGCUGUCCAAGGAUAUGAAAACAACUUCAACAUUCAUACAGGAAACAGAAAGUACAUGGGACCCAUACUGCGUCUGGUCUUCUGUUUCUACUGGGGAUCUAUUGGUUGGAAUGUAUUCCAAAGUGGCCCGGUACAACCAGAAAGGGAAACUGAUACAGACAAUACAACACGACAACACAGGACUUGACAUGUUUUUGGAGCCUCACUUUAUAACAGAAAACAACAAUGGGGACAUCAUUGUAUCUGACUGCAGCAUCAGCAUGUUCAAUGCUUCAGGGUCUGUAGUGGUGACAGAUUGCGAAGGAAGACAUCGUUUCUCUUACACAGGACAUCCACCAGGAUCAGACCUAUGGCCUCAUGGGAUCUGCACCGACGACCUAUCAAACAUUCUAGUUUGUAAUCGGGGAAAUAUACACAUAUUAGACAGUUCAGGCCAGUUUCUGUCACAUCUAGAACUUAAAGAGUAUUCAUUUCCGUUCAGUCUGUGUUAUGAUGUCAACUCUCGCCGUCUUUGGAUCGGAUCAAUUUUUUCCAAACAAUUGUUAGUUUGCAGCCAUUAUGAACGACAAGAGGCUAUAAAAGAUGGUAAAUCGAGCAGCCCAAAUGAGGAAGAAAGCUUGUCCCACUCACGACAAACCUGAUAAUGGAGAUGUAUUUUAUACUGACAGACUGUUAUUUGUUCAUAUGUAUACUGUGUAGUUCUUUGUUUUAGUCUAAUGUUUUUCCCCUUUGUCCCUUAUAGUUGUACUGUACACUUUCUCAGUCGAUUUACUUGAUAUGUCGUAGAAAUAUAGUAGAUUUGGCACAACCUGUCAAUGCGUGGAAAGAAUUUCAUGCUUAUGAAAAUCUAGAGAUACAUGUAGAGCAUUUUCUUCAAAACAGCAUUGACAGGGGUGUAUAGGCAUGUAAAGACGUUUCAACACCCAUCAUCAAGCUUAGUUAUGAAAAUGCGUUGCUUAUCGACAGACCCAUGGCCUAGCAUAGGAAAAAAAGUAUCAACUGUAUGGAUUAGACAGUUGGUCAUAUUUUUUUUUCUGAACUAAAAACACAAUGUUUUUAUCGCAGUUAUUUGAUUUUCUGAGCACAUUGGGGCCAAUCACACAA